Portunus trituberculatus (swimming crab) is the source of this 6672-nucleotide messenger RNA. RefSeq names its product zinc finger protein basonuclin-2-like. Lineage: Eukaryota; Metazoa; Arthropoda; Malacostraca; Decapoda; Portunidae. Gene Ontology annotation, biological process: regulation of DNA-templated transcription. Bases 656 to 4693 code for a protein of 1345 amino acids. The transcript has 4 exons. The record is from RefSeq and is a predicted model, not a curated record. Gene Ontology annotation, cellular component: nucleus.
CCCUAAGCAGUUCCACCCUGGAGUUUGACCUUAGACGCGGUGCGGGGCGGUCGCGGCUGUGUACCUGAGCCGUGCACGUGGCCCUACACGGGGAAGAUUUCUGAACUCCCCGCUCAAAAAUUUAGUAUACAGUGUGGUGAGAGGCCGUGCGCGCCCCUGCACGGAGAGAGGCGACUCGUGCACCCCGUGUGUCCCCAAGCAGGCAGAAUUACCGACCAAAAGGUGUGUGAGACAGGGAGAAAGAGAGGCGAGGUGGUGCUGCUCACUCACUACCACCGCCCGUCACCACCACUGCCGUCCUCGUCACCACCACCACCACCACCACACCACCACCACUUCCAUCUAAAACUCUCUGUUACCAAGGAUACUCGACAGGCCCUUAGCGCUUGCUUGUUCCCGACCCCGUUCCUGCUCCUGAGUGUGUGUGCGUGUGCGUGUGUGUGUGUGUGUGUGUGUGUGUGCGUGUGCGUGCGUGUGUGUGUGUGUGCGUGUGUGGCAAGAGGUGUGACGCCGGGCACUUGCCGUGGAGGGACAUGGGCGCCGCUGUUGCACUCUGCCGCCCGUCACGCCUUGGAAUGUGAGGGAGUGACACUUUGUCCUCACCCCUCACCACCACAGCCACCACCGUCACCACCACCACCACCACCGCCUCACUAUGCUGGGCGUGGAGUCCAAACCUAAUGACACAGACAGAUUCAAGCCGGAUAGCCAUGAAAUAGUCACCAAGCACUGGGAUGACGAUGCAGUGUUGUCACCAUACUCAGCUCUGGAGAACUUGGGCAUCCGCGGGGUGUUCAGCAGUGGCCUGGGCGGCUCCUUCGGGGGCCUGAGUGCCAGCCUAGGCGCCGCGCUGUCCAUGAGCGGCGAGCGGGGCGGCGUUGGCGUGGGCGUGGGCGUGGGUCCCAGAGAGUCCACUGUGACCUCGGGCAUCGGUGUGGGUCUGGGCGUGGUGCCUGAAGUGAGGGCGGCCGGGGUCAGGGAGAAGGAGGGAGGGCUGGAGCUGGUGAAGCCCUCCCUCGUGCUUGACAUUGCUUCCCUUAUCCUGUACGGCUGCCAGGCGCUCCCCAUCCGCCUCAAGAUCCUGCUGGACCGACUCUUCUCCGUGCUCACCCACGAGGACGUCCUGCAAGUACUCCACGGCUUCGGCUGGACCUACGAGGACUACGCCCGCGGGUACAAGCUGCAGGACCGGCAAGGCAACGUCCUCCACAGCUGGCACAUGAUGAGCCCCGAGGAGGAGACGCUGGUGCUGCGCCAGUUCCUGAGGUUCGGGGAGACGCGCGCCAUCGCCCAGCAGCUGCUGCAGCACGAUGGCUCCUCGCCGCGCCCCGACCACCUGCCCCCUCUCAGGGACCACCGUGACCCGCUGAGGGACAGGGAGUCCCACAGGGAGUCUCUGCGGGAACUUCACCGCGACACGCAUCGAGAUCCUCUCCGUGACCUGCAUCGAGAUGCGCACAGGGACCUAAGGGACCUGAGAGAGAGGGACCCCGUCAGAGACUUUAGGGACGAAUUGCGGCGAGAUGAGGGACAGCGGGAGGAGCCCCCUCGCUCACAGCCGUCCCACCACCACCCGCCGCCCCACCACCCUCACCAGCCCGAUCUGGCCAAGAUGGAUCCUGAAAUUAAGAAGUUUUUGGAGAGAACUAACAUGUUAUUUAGCCCGUUCAUGCGAGGGGACCAUAGCUCCCUCCUGCGGCCGCCGCCGCCCACCGGCCCUCCAGGACUGCCUCCCGCGCCGCCGCCUCUGUCCGCGGCAUCCCUCGCUUCCAACUUGCUGGCUGUGGCCAAUCCUUCACUGGCCACGUCCCUGCUGGCGAACCCGCAGCUGGCCUCCUCAGCGCUGUCUAUGCUGCGUCUGCCAGUACCGCCCGUCUCGCUUCCCAACAUCUCCCCAAAUGGCUCCCUUCCAAACAGCUUCGGUUCCCCCACCAGUCCUAUCGGCGGCUCCCCGCUCAACAGGCUACAGAGCAUGCAGCCCUACGACAUAAGAAAGGAGCGGCAGAGUCCCAGCCCUGCAGGAAGGGGUGAGCCUUCCCUGUCACACUGCGGGAGAGGGGGCGGUGUGACGAGCCCAGCCAGCAGUGGUGGAGGUGUGCAGGUGAACAGCAGCAGCGGCACAGUCACGCCCCUCGCUGCCUCUGCUGCACAGCCUCCCCCACCGACGCCUGUUUCUAUCAAUAGCGACCCGCCCACCGACUACACCAGCGACGAUGAAGAUAUCUCCUUUUCUUCAACCACUGCCCUUAAUUUAUCAACAACAUCCACCACUGUGGCCACCAGCUCCACACCAACCACCCUCCCCAUGCCUCCUCGGCCACAGUCCCCUGUGUGUGGAAACAAUCCGGGGAAGCGGUCCUGGAAUCCUAUCAACCUGGGCACAUCGCUCAUCAACCCCGUGACGGGAAAGAAGCGGGUACAGUGCAACGUUUGCCUGAAGACUUUCUGCGACAAAGGAGCCCUAAAGAUUCACUUCUCGGCGGUCCACCUCCGCGAGAUGCACAAGUGUACUGUGGAAGGCUGCAACAUGAUGUUCAGUUCACGUCGAUCCCGUAACCGCCACUCUGCCAACCCCAAUCCAAAGCUGCACACGCCACAUGUGCGCCGCAAGAUAUCUCCGCACGACGGCCGCACCAGCGCGGCGCACCCAGUGAUGCCUCCACAUCUGACAGCCCCGGGCUUCCAGCCGCCCGCUGGUUUCCCUCCACUUGGCUCCUUCCCCGGGCAGUUCGGAGGCAUCAAUCCUCUGACAGGACUGCCCUUCAUUCCACCCUCUGCCUCUGCCACAGAGGAUCUGCACAAGCAUACGUUGGAAUUACAGCGACGCACACUGGAGAUGCAGCAGGCAAUGGGGAAGAGCUCGCUGGACCUGACCAUGAGGAGCCGCGACGAGGGCCUCUGGCGCGGCGACUACGGCCUCCAUCACGGUGGUCUGAUGGGAGAUGACAUUAUCGGAGACAGAAUGAACUUAGAAAAUAGUGACCAGAAGCGCGGGCGAAGCGAUGACGAUUACCACUCCAACAACAACCUGGACGCUGAUGUGGACGACGACAGCAUGAGCGUAGACGCCCAGAGUAUGAAGGGCGAAGGCACGGCCGCCUCGCCUUCUGCUAACAAAAGAAAACGGAAGAGUCAAAACCCUACCAAGUUUGCCUUCAGACUGGAGGACGAUGAUUUGAUCUCAACUGAUGACGACGACGACGACGAUAACGACGAUGAUCUAGACGACAUAGAUGCAAAAGAUUCUGAGGAUGACAAGAACGAAGACAAGGAGUUGGACGCUAUGAGCGAUGAUGACGACGAUACUGAUGACACGGUGAAGGAGGGCUCGUCCCUCCACUCAGGCGGCGACAAAUCAAAAAACGACAAAGACUCGGACGGAAGUACCCGCAAAGUAUCGUCAAGUAGCUUUGACGAGACAGUGGACACGUCCAACGCUCUGCGCCACCUGGAGGAUCUCUCCAGGGGCCACUUCGCUCACCUUGCCGGCGCGUUGCCCCCAAACGCGUCGGCGUCACUCGGCCUCCAGAUGGCGCCCUCGGGCAACGGCGUCAGCUCUUCGAGUCCCAGGCCGAGUGACCGAGACAGCGAGAGGGACUCGAACCCAGGCUCGCCCUCCGAGGACUCCGACGGGGCGUUUCAGUUUGGCGAGGGUGGGUUUCUGAGCAGCCUCAACAUCCCCAUCGACAAGGAGAAUCCUCGUCGAUGCAUCGCGUGCGGGAAAAUAUUCCAGAAUCACUUCGGAGUGAAAACGCACUACCAGAACGUGCACCUCAAGCUGAUGCACAAAUGCACGGUAGAGGGAUGCAAUGCCGCCUUCCCCUCCAAGAGGAGUCGGGACAGGCACUCAUCCAACCUCAACCUCCACCGGAAGCUGCUCUCCACCUCGGCGGACGGCCCAGGCUUCCCGUCGCUCACUUUCCCCGGCCUGCCUUUCAACCCCGCACUCAACCCAGAGCUGCUGGCACGCCUCUAUUCCGACCCAAGUGGCCUCCCGCUGGGCCUGGAGGCUCUUAAGGCCCACAUCCCCACUUCGUUAGCAGAGUCACUGUUUAAUGGCGAUCGUGGACCCGGUGGUGCUGGUGGUGGAGACGGCAACGGGAGUAAUGGCAGUGGAGGAGGAGGCCUUCCGCCCACCCACCCGCCGCCUCACUUUUUCCUUCCUAAUCUCCUUCCUCACUUCGCGGCGAAUAACAACCUGCCCGGCACAGAGAGGAAAGACCGUUCCGGCACCCCCUCGCCCCAGUCCACCACUCCCACCACCACCACCACCACUUCCACCACAGGCCCUUCCAUCUGCGAGACCUCCUCACCUCCUCCCGAGCCCGAGGAGCCCUCCGCCCCCACCACAAUCAUCGCAACCACCUCCACCACCACCACCACCUCCUCCUCUUCCUCCACCGGCAGCUUUGCAGAUGAAGCAGUCGAGCAUGAGUGGGUGUACAACCUGGAGGACGACCUGCCCACGCCAGACCGCGAGGGCAACAUGCCCUGUAAGUUUUGUCACAAGACCUUCGAGGACGGUAUAGGCCUCAAGAGUCACUAUGACGAGGCGCACGCCGCCGAAAUGUUCCGAUGCACCGUGAGCGGCUGCAACAAAGUGUUCAGCUCACGCCGCAAGCGUAACACCCACUCCCUUAACGAGGCCCUUCACCAGCACACGCCAGAUGGCGCGGCGACAGGGACGACGUGAUGACUUCGUCUCUCGUGCACCCUGCGGCGGUGUCCCCACGGACUACCCCCCAGACCUCUCCCCCGCUGUAUAAAUGUAUAAAUGUGCCAAUGUUUCACGUCUUAUUUAUACGUAGUGGUGUUAGAGCGGCCACUGUGGCCCGCGUGUACAUGGCCCGGCUCCGGCGGCCUUGAGGUCACUCGCUGCUUGCUGUGUCGUGCGCCCCGCUCCCCCCCCCCCUCCCGGACGCUGCCCACCCACGUUCCGCUAGGCCUGUGGGAUUCCCGGCCUGGGGAGGCAGGUCUCAGAAACCUCUCCGUGUGCUGCCCCAGGCCGCUGCAGCGCGCGCCCUAGUGACUGGCCGAGGCGCCGGACAGACUCGUGCCCGUGGUCGAGGUGCUGUGAGCCGUCUUAACGCUGAACAACUUAGAGCUGCAUUAAUGUUCUCAGGAUUCUUUGUGAAUCGUUUUUGCAUACCAACGAAUUGGUAUCCAAGAGUCAGUGUUCAUUUAUUUUGUGUAUUUGUAAAACUGAUUACUUUUUUUUGGUUCAUCCAUUGCUAUAAAUGUGGGUUUUAUACUGUGACUUCCUCUGUCAUCUCUGUAAUGGUGCUAUAUUUUAGUUGGCACAUCCAUGUCUCGAGUUACGUACAAUUUGGUUGAUAAGUUCACUCUUCCUCCCGUGUGGUCGCCCAGACGGCGCCCCCCACCACCCGCUGCCGGCGCCCCCGAGGGAAUGUACGCCCCUCGCCGAGUCCCGGUGCGUUGCGCGGCCGCGGGGUGGUGGGUGGCGCCGCAGGGGGCGGGGGGGUCUGGGGCACCCUGGAAGGCGGCCUCCAUUUAGGCCCUUCUGUCCCUCACUCUAGUCCACCUGCUCUCUCUUUUGAAUUUCCAUCAUAUUUCUUCCCACUUCUGUGUCCACACCUAUCACGUCUGUCUGUCCGCCUGUCCUAUCUCUGUCCACCUGUCUAUCCAGCUUUCUUCCCUCUCCAGAGACAGAUGACAAGACAAUCAUCAGUGUGAAAUUAGCCAAAGAAUGUCUGAUCUUUAUGUUCCCUUUGCGUUGCGUUGCCUGUUUCUCCUCCGACUGGCAGCGGCGAGUGGUGGUGAUGGCGGCGACGACCACGAUGACCUCUCGUUACGACUACUCCUGCUGAUUAAAGCCAAGUCGUUAUCACUUUGCUAAAACGAGACGGUGGAUCAUUUGAUAUAGUUAGUCUCUCUCUCUCUCUCUCUCUCUCUCUCUCUCUCUCUCUCUCUCUCUCUCUCUCUCUCUCUCUCUCUCUCUCUCUCUCUCUCCUGUCUUAACCCAGUAACCAGUCAAACCUGGACCGGUACAGAAUCUUUUUUACUUAUAUAUUUGUAAUUUAGUCACAUAAUAUAAGGUUUGCGGAGGGUUAAGAUUUUUAUAGUUUAUAGAGCGAUCUCUCUCUCCAUCAGCCAGCGCGGGAGGAGGAGGAGGAGGAGGAGGAAGAGGAGGUGGAGGAGGAGGAGGUAUAUUGUAUAAAACUAAAAAAAAAAUAAAUUAAUGAGAGAAAAUGAGAGCUUAGCCUUCCAUAAAGCUAGCGGUCCAGUCGGGUCAGCUGACGUGCUUGCUUUCUCUCUCUCUCUCUCUCUCUCUCUCUCUCUCUCUCUCUGAAUUUUUCCCUUCUGUUUUUGAAUUUCAUGUUUUCUACUUUUUUGUAUUAUUUUGCCUCGUACGGUUCAUACAAGUCCUCCUCCUCCUCCUCCUCCUCCUCCUCCUCCUCCUCCUCCUCCCGCACCCGUAAAUUUGACCUGGUGACCUCCCAAAAUGAUCAGUCAGAGGUCGAGAAGAUGUCUGUCUGUCUGUCCGUAUGUCUCUCUCUCUCUCUCUCUCUCUCUCUCUCUCUCUCUCUCUCUCUCUCUCUCUCUCUCUGAUAUUGUAAAUUAUCAUGGUGGCGAUUUCAAGAACAAAGCUCGUUGUUAGAAUAUUGUGGAGAAAACUGUAGCAGUCCUUGUUAAUAAAUCUGGUUAUAUGUG